AUGGAAAAAGUAGAAAUGAUUGUUCUUUUAUAUCGUGCUGAACGUAUUGGAGGUUGGACAAAUGAAGAUAUAUCUAAUUAUGAAAUGAGUGUUUCUAAUUAUUUUAAAAAUAACUUUACUGGCAAAUAUAUUCGAGUACUUUCUAUUUCUACUUCUUAUGCUCAAGUAGAAUUUGACCGUUCCGGCAAAAUUUUGAUUACUUUUGUUAGUGUUGGGUUAAUAAUUAUGUGUUUAGCUUCUUUAUUAAGUAAUUCUUUAUCGGCAACAUUUAUGAGACAAUUCUCUUUUUAUAAAUUCCCCGUUGCUUUAUUUGCCUGUUUAUGUCCAUUAAUGGCUAGUGGAACGGCUUUAGGGUUACUUUUCUUUGCUGGCGUUAGAAAUGCUUCAAUUCUUGGAUUAACUCCUUUUCUUAUUUUGGCUAUCGGAAUUGACGAUGCUUUUUUAAUGAUCCAUUCCUGGCAAAUGGCAACCUCAAAAAGAAGAAAAAAUAAUAUUUUACCUGCAGCUAUUAUUAGCGGGGAUGUAAUUACUAUGGAAGCUGAAAAAAGACUUAAUGAACAACAAAGAAAGCAAAUAGAUUCUUCUUUAGCUAAACAAUUAACUGAAGUAUUAGAAGAAACAGGUCCAGCAAUAAUGAUAUCAGCAUUAACAAAUAUAAGUUCUGACAUUAUUGGGUCCUUUACUGGAUCUCCAGAAAUUACACUUCUUUGUGUUGGCAAUAUUGCUUCUAUAACUGUUGAUUUCUUUUAUCAAAUAACUUUAUUUACUUCUGGUAAUUUUUUAUAUAAGAUUAAAAGAUUAUUUGAAUCAAGUCUUUGUAUUUUAUUUUAA
Molecule: messenger RNA, 831 nt
Organism: Meloidogyne enterolobii
Lineage: Eukaryota; Metazoa; Nematoda; Chromadorea; Rhabditida; Meloidogynidae
Source: the annotation of a GenBank genome assembly